CUGUUGGUAUUUAAUAAGAAAUACUAAAGAGAGACAACAAUUAUGACCAAGAGUAUGUAGCAAUAUUAUUGUAUAUUUAUAUAUAUUUAUCAUUCCCAAUAAAUAAGUUAUUUUUUAAUUAUUACUUUUCAUAAAACCUCCAUUUUUUAAUGACACAAAUGUAUAAAAAUAAAUCAAAAUAAUUAUUAUCCCAAAGGUUAUGUUUACAAAUAGUUAUUGUCAGUACCGUAUGUUUAUAAUUGAAAGGCGAAAAUAAACAAUAAAUGGAGUGUACGUGGAUUUUAUAAAAAAAAUCUAAAAACAACAAGUGUGAUGUUUAAUUCAUAAUUUAUACAAAUAAAUGAUAAUUAAUUUUUAAUUGUAAAUAAUAAUCUAAAAAAAGUUAAUAUGCCAAUAUCGGAUGUCAAAUAUGAAGCAGCAAGAGAUGAACCAGAACCACUGGAUUGUUAUCUGCAGCAUGCACAGGAAUAUCAAACGACAUCAAAAGUACCGAAAACUUUUUGGAAUAUUUUUGGAAGAUCUUUGAUGUUGAUCGGCACAUAUUUUUUAUUAUCUGUAGGACUAACAUAUUUCCAACAAUGGUUUCUCAAAGACCAUGGUUUUCAUUAUCCAUUAAGUGUAGUAAUGUGUCAUUUACUAGUCAAAUUAUUUCUAGCAGCAUUCAUAAGGAAUGUUAAGUCAUAUAAACGAGGACAACAACAAGCACGCUUAUCGUGGCAAAGUAUCUUAUCAGCGUUAGCACCACCGGGAAUAGCCAGUGGACUUGAUGUUGGCUUUUCAAACUGGGGACUUUCAAUAAUUACCUUAUCAUUGUACACGAUGACUAAGUCCACAAGUAUAAUAUUUAUUCUUGGAUUCUCGUUAGUUUUUAAUUUAGAAAAAAAGUCAUGGUCAUUAGUCGGAGUAGUUAUAAUGAUAUCUGGUGGUUUAUUAAUGUUUACAUACAAGUCAACGCAGUUUGUUGUCACUGGGUUUGUGUUAUGUCUGCUGGCAUCAUUUGCCAGUGGUCUACGAUGGACAAUGGCGCAAUUGAUAAUGCAAAAAUCAAAACUGGGUAUCAAUAGUCCUGUUGAUAUGAUGUAUUAUAUGCAGCCAUGGAUGUUAAUUGCUAUAUUUCCCAUAGCUCUAUGGUUUGAGGGUGAGAAAAUGUUCGAUAACGUUCAGAAAAUUGAUUGGAGUCAACCACAGCAAGUCUGGUGGACAACAACUGCUGUAUUUAUUGGUGCCAUUUUAGCUUUUAAUAUGGAAAUAAUGGAAUUUAUGGUAGUUACAUAUACUUCUAGUCUUACUUUAGCUAUUUUGGGUAUAUUGAAGGAAAUAUGCAUACUGGUGAUAGCCUUUGAAUGGAAAGGUGACCAAAUAAGCCGUCUCAAUUUCUUCGGAUUGUUACUGUGCCUUGGAGGUAUUGUGUUACAUGUUACGCAAAAAAUAUUGACUAACAAAAAGGAGAUACAAGAAAAUCUUGAGUUACACUCAAAUUCAAUGACAACUGUUGGGUCUGUUGACGAGGACAUGGAUACGAACAUUCCACUGUUGACUGAGAGAUCAACGUCGCUUACGAAUCUAUUGAACUCGAAUUUUAGUACAGACGAGGACGAUGAUAAAGAUAGAGACGAUAGUUCAGAAGUACUUUUUAACAUUUUGCAACGGCGUGAGCAGUAAAAUUUUCUUACCAUUCCCUAUUUAUUUAAAAAAAAAAAAAUACUUUUAUUUCAUACAGAUUCCAUUUUAAAUAUUUUAUAGACAGUUAAAUAUCUUUUUUUUUUUUUUUAAUAUUGUUCUCAAAAUGGUUCUGUUUCAUUUGACCCGAGGGCAAAAUAAUCACGACAAAUUAACCGGAAUAAAAAUAACUAAGUGAUAAAAUAAUUGUAGAUAAAAAAAAUGUAAAAAUUAAAUUUUUAUAAUUUUAUGUAGUUUUGCUUAUAAUUGAUAUCUAAUUUAUAUGUAUGAUUAUUUUAUCACUAGAUUAUUUUUUUCUUUUUUUAGAUGACUAUUUGUGGUACUAUUCAUUUUAUGAUCCUUAAGUUAGAAGACAAUUAGUAAUUUUCGGAUAUUUUUUUCAAUAAAUUACAAAAAAAAAAAAUUUUUUUAAAUAUACGCAAGUAGAAAAUUAAAAAAACUAUAGAUGAAAUUUUUUUUUUUUUAUAAUUUAUCGUUUCUAAAAAAAAUCAAAAAAUUAUUAAACGUUGGCUAACUUCAAGAUCAUUUUAUUUUAUACUAAAUUUGACAAAAGUAAGCGACCUAGUACCCGAUCACUCCAUGUAUUUGUAAAUCUAUAGUAUAUAUAGAUAUACAAAUACAUGAGUGAUCGAGGACUAGUUCCCUGAUCGGGUAUUGGAUCUCUUACCUUAUAAAAAAAAUUUUUAAUGUCUUUCCUUAAGAAUUAAAUUAUCAAAAUUUACAAACUACUAGAUGUACAAAAAAAAAAAAUUUUAGUUAAACUUUACAUGAAUAAUAUUUUUGUUUUGUUUUCUAAAGAUUAUAAAACUAUCAUACCGCUCAAUAAUUUGAUUGAUAAUUAAUUAUAGAGUUAAAUUGAAUAAUUAUAGUUAUUUUGUAAAUUAAAAUCUAUAAAUUAUAAAAUUAUCCAUGAACGCACAAAGAAUUUUUACAACUUUGUACAAAUCAGAAUCAAGUACAGUGUAAUUUAAUUUGAUAUCUAAUACUAAGACUUAAAAAUACGUAAUUUUAAAUUGUAAUGGAUAAAAAAAAUUUUUCACUUAUUUUUAUUAUUACUAUUGUUAAUUUGUUUUUUUUAUUAAAUAAUGUUUCAUCUUUUUUUAUUUUAUCUAGAGUAUUUUAAUAAAUAUAAAUUGCUUUUUUGUAAAAUAAUACAAGUAAUUGCAAAUCGAUUUAUCUGUAUGUGCAAUUGAGUUCAGAGCAUAAAAAAUUAAUUAUAAAUAAUAUUAAAUUACAUAGAAUUUUUUAAAAAAUAAAUUAACUUAUUUAUAAAUUAAUUCAUUGUGAUGUUAAUAGAUUUAAUUAGCUUAGUAAUUACAUAAGUUUCGUAAAUAAUUUACGUAAUUAGAGUCCGAAGAUUGAAUAAAAUUAUGGCUUUUAAUUCGACAAAUAAAAAAAAAACUGCACUAAUUUAAAAUGACAUCGACAGUUUUUUACAUAUAAAUUAUUAUGCUAUAAUUUCAGUCAUUCGCCACCGGACUCUCAAUUAAUUAAAAAUAAUAAUUAUAAUGUGUCAUACGUCAGAUUUAAAUAUUUUACGUCAUAAGUCUUAAAAAAACCAUUUUUGUAUAAACAAAUAUAAUGAAAAAUACAUUCCAAUUUGCACUUAAAAUAUUUUGGCACUAAGCAACAGCAUAAGGAUUAAAUAAAUAUUUUUUUUUCUUCCCAAGUAGCACACGUGCCUUUGAGACAUAUAUAAGAUAUCAGUUUUUAAACAACUUUUGACAUAUCGAUAAGACACCAAUAUGUUGACAAAACGAUCAGAAAUUUAUGUCACCGAAAAAAUGUCUACUUAAAAGACUUAACACAAGUGACGACAAAAAGUAAAUUACAAAUAGUGGUAAAAUAAGUCAUCUAAAUGACUUUUUAAUUGAAAUAAGACAGGAAAAACAACACAACUUUUCUCUGUCUUCAGAACCAACAUUUGCAUGUCGUAUUUAUACCAAAAAAGAUGACUUUGGGACAAAAAAAAAAUUAUCUUAUCCUUUUAAAAGACAUCUUUAAGACAUCUUAAAGUUGACUCUGUGCUACUUGGGAUUCUUAAUUGCAAUUGCUUAAAUUAUAAAAAUAUUGUCAGCACUUGGAUAAAAUUGUAUUGCUACUGUGAUACAUCAAGAAUAAUUUUAUAUAAUAAAAAGAAAUCAAUAGCCUUAUUGUGAUUCCUGAUAUUAAAUUGAAUGAUAAUUAAUAAAUAAAUAAUUAAUAAUAAA
Messenger RNA from Microplitis mediator, 3890 nucleotides. Its product is annotated as solute carrier family 35 member C2. The record is from RefSeq and is a predicted model, not a curated record. Gene Ontology annotation, cellular component: Golgi apparatus; cis-Golgi network; endoplasmic reticulum-Golgi intermediate compartment. Gene Ontology annotation, molecular function: antiporter activity. The transcript is spliced from 7 exons. NCBI's taxonomy places the organism in Eukaryota, Metazoa, Arthropoda, Insecta, Hymenoptera, Braconidae. Gene Ontology annotation, biological process: UDP-glucose transmembrane transport. Bases 388 to 1662 code for a protein of 424 amino acids.